UACAAAUGAUUCUCAAUCUGCUUAAUGUUGUUAGACUUUUAUUGGCAUCUAUAAGUUCAAUACAUCUAACAAAAACGCCAGUAACUGAAGCAGAAAUACAAUUAAAAGAAGACAUACAAAAAUUAUUGCUAGAUAGCAUUUUUCACUAUAAUGGAUUGGAAGUGAUGGAAGAAACCUAUCUCGAUUAUCAAGAACCUUAUAAAUUACACAGUUUCAAAAUAAUUGAAGAUGACGAAGAAGCAUGGAGUGAAGAUAAUUUAAAUUCUCAUCUACAGUGUUCAAACAGUGAAGUAAAUUUUGACAGUACUUAUAAAAGACGAGCUGUUGAAUAUUGGCGGAAUUUAGACGAUAAUAAAGAAAUUAACCACAGAAAAAGGCAUCGUUCUCUAAAAUUAGUACAAAGUAAAUUUAAAAGAGUUUCAUAUGAACGUCAGUUAAGACGAUGGGAAGAACAACUACAAUCAACUGGAAAUCGUUUGGAAAAAUUAUCUUAUAUCUCCAAAUUUACACAUGAUAAAUUUACUGCAGCUAUUGAAUCAGGAUUUAUGGUUCAUGAUUCAUAUCGAUUUAAAAAAAUGGGCUUUACAAGCUCAAGAAGAAAUAGGAAAUGUAAUUCCUAUAUUUAAAGCAUCUCACAGCUGGAUAUCAAGAUUAAAAAAAUCCCAUCGAAUUGUUUCAAGAAAAGUUACGAAGUUUGUAACUAAAAGAACAGUGAAAGAUUCUAUUGAUUUACAAAACUCAGCAAAUAAUUUUUUAAAAACAGUGAAACCACUUAUUGAACAGUUUGGAGCAGAAAAUGUUUAUAAUUCUGAUCAAAGUAGUUUUUAAUUAGAAAUACAUUCUGGAAGAUAAUUGUCUCCUAAAGGAAUAAAAAAAGUAGGGCGUAUCGUACAAUCUGUGUCAUCAACAACCCAUUCAUACACGAUACAAUCAAUAAUAUCAUGUAAUGGUAAUUUGCUGUCACUUUUAUUUAUUGUUUUGAAAGAAGCUAACGGCGAAUUUGGACCGAGAGUACAAGAAACUUUAUUUAAACUAACAAAUGUUAUUGUAAAAGCAUCGAAAUCUGGUAAAAUGACAUCAGAUCAUUUUAAAAUGUGGUUAGAAGCUUAUUUUUCAAACGUUGGUUCUAAUAGCGUUCUUCUUAUCGAUUCAUGGACCGGACAUUGUCCCAAUAUCAUUUCGGAUUUAACACCUCUAGAUAAACAUAUUACUACUAUGAUUAUACCGAAAGGUACUACAGGAAAAAUACAACCAUUAGAUGUUUACGGAUUUAGAAUUUGGAAAAAUUUUGCUAAAAGAUUUUCAGAUAUAGUUUUAUUAUUGGAAUGUGAUAUAAAUUUGCAUGAACGAAAUAAUAUAAUAAAAUUGCAAUCUUUGAUACAUAAUCAAUUGUCAUCCCCGCGAUAUCGUAACUUAUUUAAAUAUUCGUGGUUUAAAAGUGGUUAUACGAACGAAAGACUACAGGAAUUUAAAAAUCCAGUAGAAUUUAGUUUGGAUGAUACUUCAACAACAUGUGAUAUCGAAGGUUGCAAUAAUGUAGCUAUAGUAAAAUGUUCAUGGUGCAAAAAAUCAUUAUGUUUAAAACAUUUCUUCGUUGAGUAUCAUUAUUGCAAUGAGUAUAAUGAGUAAAUGAUACAAUACAAAAUGUAUAAAUUUAUUGUAUAAAUAUUUAAAAACUAUUUUAUUAAUACAUAUUUAGAAAUGAUUGUGAUGAUGUAAAUCACAAUCUUAUUAUGUAAAUAAACAAAAUAUAAAAGCAUAAGACCAAAAA
This is a messenger RNA of Monomorium pharaonis (pharaoh ant), 1771 nucleotides long. RefSeq lists its product as uncharacterized. The record is from RefSeq and is a predicted model, not a curated record. Lineage: Eukaryota; Metazoa; Arthropoda; Insecta; Hymenoptera; Formicidae. The coding region runs from base 1072 to 1629 and encodes 185 amino acids. Gene Ontology annotation, molecular function: nucleic acid binding. The transcript is spliced from 2 exons.